AUGCGUCUUAACUUUCCACGGAUAGGGUCUACCCUAGUAUUAUUAUCCUCCAUCGCGUCCGCUCAAAGCGACCUCCAACCUCUCGACGACGUUGACAGCCAGCAAAUCACAAUCAAUACCGUUUCCACAUCCGGUUCUGGGUGCCCGAGAAGCGCCGUCUCCGUAUCAAUAUCGCCCGACCGCACCGUCGUAACGCUCGGCUUCGACAACUUCCACGUCGGCAUCGGGCAGUCCUUUUCCAUCUCCGACCGGGAGAAGGAGUGCAACAUCCACCUAAACCUGCACUACCCGGCAGGAUACUCGUAUGCUGUGAUCGAGACGACGUACCAUGGGUUCGCGCAGAUGGAUGAGGGAGUCGAGGGCGCCUUCGAGACCGAGUAUGUGUUUGCCGAUGAGAAAGGGAAAGGCCUGAUUGGCGGGUUGCUAGGCGGACUUCUUGGAGGGCUCCUCGGGGCGGUUGGGGACCUGCUCGGCGUCGUGACUCGGGUCGUCAUCCCCGGCGGUGGUCUUUUUGCCGACGGAGACUCCUUCUCCAUCACGGAGAAGGUUCCGGCAAACAAGAGAGUAUUGGCACCCUGCGACGGAAAGGACGUUAAUCUGUUGAUCCGCACUACCAUCAGUUUAUCAGCAUCCAAGAGAGACGCGCAAGGGCAGUUGGUAGAUGAUGAUGCCACAAUCGACCUCACACAACAGGUCAGACUAGAAUGGCAGAAGUGCCGGUAA
Parascedosporium putredinis is the source of this 723-nucleotide messenger RNA. The record is from the annotation of a GenBank genome assembly. NCBI's taxonomy places the organism in Eukaryota, Fungi, Ascomycota, Sordariomycetes, Microascales, Microascaceae.